Molecule: messenger RNA, 735 nt
Organism: Laccaria bicolor S238N-H82
Lineage: Eukaryota; Fungi; Basidiomycota; Agaricomycetes; Agaricales; Hydnangiaceae
Exons: 5
Coding region: 1-735 (244 amino acids)
Biological process (GO): protein phosphorylation
Molecular function (GO): protein kinase activity; ATP binding
Source: RefSeq, a predicted model, not a curated record
AUGGCUGCCAAUGGCACUGAUGUACCGAACAUGAAGCGUUUGGACGAGCAGAUAAAGGAAAUUUCAGAGUUUCCCACUUUUUGUGGUGGUUACGCGGACAUAUUUACUGGAGUUUGGCGGGGUGGCCGAGCUUCCUUAGCUCGUGGAGUUUGGACAGCUGGCGAAGCAAUCUCUGGCCGAAAUGUCGCUGUGGGCACCAUUCCCCCUCCUGAUUCACGAACACAGACGUGCAUCAAGGUGACCAUCAAGGUCUUUCGAGAUGUGCACAACAAGGCGGAUACUCCCGAAGCUCGGCAGAAGUAUGAGAAGCUUUUGAACAAUGAAUAUCGCGUUUGGGCAAGUCUUUGCCACACAAAUGUGCUUCCCCUGUUCGGCGUGAUCAAAGACCCAGCAAUCCCUUCCAUGGGCAUCGUGGCACCGCGCUGCACUUUCGGCGAUUUGCGCGCCUUUUUCUCUGACCCGACGAGAGCAUCAUCUGCCAACAGACUCGCCAUCGUGAAAGGAAUCGCGAAAGGCCUGAAAUACGUGCAUGGGAAAACAGUGGUUCAUGGUGAUUUGACGAUGGGUAACGUUCUCAUCGAGGUUAUUGAAGGCAUUGUCACGCCGCUUAUAUCUGAUUUUGGGCGAUCUCGGGUCCUCGAAGUAAAAGGCUAUACUUCCUCAAUUGCUAGUACGGUACAGCGGUCAGGGAGAUUUGUUUUGGAGCGCGAUCUUCAUGCUAAUCUGAAGAAAUAG